AUGAAACAAGCAGAAUUUGAUAAUCUAAAUCCUGUUUAUGAGGAAAAAAGAGAAAAUUCAUCAAAUUUCAAAGAAUAUGGUUAUGGAUAUUGGGCUAAAUUUUUAUUGGCAUAUCCUAAAUUCUUAACUAAUGGAAAGAAUGAAGAGUAUUAUUUUGUUUCAAGAUUGAGUGCAGAUUAUUUAAAUCAGAGUAAAGCCAUGGAAAGUAGAAUGUAAACUGUUUUAGUGGGUAAAGGAUAUUAUUAUUUCGCAACUUGCGAUGAAGCAAAUUCGAACUCUAAUAUAGCUAAUAAAGUUAAUUAUCCUGAAGAUUUUGAUGGUAUUUGGACUUAUAUUUAUUAUUCAUACAGUGCUGAGUAAAAGAAAGCUUUUGAGUUUAUCAAAUUUGGGAGUGGAGAUUUUUAAACAGUUACUUAUGAAGUUCAGAAUCCAUCAACAAAUUCUGUCAGAUUUACUGUUGGAGGCAAGGAUAAUAAUAGAUAUUCUGGGUUUAAUGUACCGAACCAGGUGUUUUCCUUAAUUCUUUUAGUGAGUUGUAAUAAUAUAAAAUCACCAAUUGAUUUGAUCCCUGAAUUAAUCACUUAUAAAUUAGUCUCAAAUUUAUAAAACAGGGAUCCUGAUACAAAAGAAGUUGAUUCUAUUGUAGGAAUAUCAAAUAAUCCCUAGUUCCCACAGGAAUAUGCAUUAAGUGGAUGGUUCAAAUGGGAAGUACCAGAAUAACAAAAAGAAUGGCAUAUCAUUCUCAGAGUCAAAAUCUAAUAGCCAUCACAUGAUUUAGCACUUGGAGAUAGAACAUUUGCUGCCUGGGUUGGACAAUCGAGUGGAGGUAUCAUUCAUCUUGCAACUUAUACAUAUACUCAUUUGGAAGGUUCUGGAAAUGCAAAUGUAGUUUAAAACAUUCAUCAUCAAAAUAGACACACCGAAUGGUACUUUGUUUAAUUUGGAUAUUCAAGGCCUUAGAAAAAAGCAACUGCUUCAAUUCAAUGGAAAGAAUCGGCAGAAAAAAAAGAAUAAUGA
Molecule: messenger RNA, 1017 nt
Organism: Paramecium tetraurelia
Lineage: Eukaryota; Ciliophora; Oligohymenophorea; Peniculida; Parameciidae
Exons: 2
Cellular component (GO): nucleus
Source: RefSeq, a predicted model, not a curated record